ACUAUCUUAUAGAACUUUUAAUUGUGUUUUAUUAUGAACAUGAUUACCCAACACAAUGCAAUGCUAUUUUCAUGACACUACUUUCUGGCAGGGACGAACACGUUAGGAGGCUGUAGUCGGCUCUAUCUAUUCUAAACGCUGUCCUUUUAAAAUGUAUCCUUGCAAAGUCACGUUAAAGGGGGCUCUAGGUGCUUUCGCUCCGCCCCCCGGCCACGUGACCUUUGAACGCUUGACGGGUGACGUCACCGCACGGCGCUCGGUGGUAGGGAGGUGACCGGCAUCUGUAUCUAAGACUGCCUGAUGGUCACCCCUGCCGUUUGCUGAAUUUGAUUCUUUUCAUUUACGGCGAUGUAAGCCUGCGCUCCACCCCCUGCCCCAGCUGCGCGGUGAGGGAAUCGGGGACCGUGGUCCCUGGACUCGUCUCCGUUUCGUUACACAGACGCGAGUAAUAUGCUGGCGAUUAAUAACGAAUAAUAAGGAGGCCCUUGUCCAGAGUAUCCGAAUAACAUAUGCAGUGGGACCCACACCCAUCCCUGUUAUGGACUGCUCAGACCAGGAACAUAUCUUUAGAAGAAUAGCAGACCCUUUGAUACUGGAGCCACAUUAUCUUGAAUACCUGGAGGUGCAGCUGUGGAGCACAGAAAUCCUGCAUCAUGUCACAGGGUUCAGGAGAGUCUGGGAGCUCUGUCCCAUCUGCACCGCUGAUCUCUGUGCAGGACCUGUCCAAUCCCCCAGGACCAUCCUCUCCACUCCAGCAGCCCGAUGACCUCAUCUCAUCUAGUCCUCUCACUGACCAGGUGACAGUCACCGCAGAUGAGACGUCCCCAUCGUCGACCAGCUCCUUUGAGAUCAUCGACAUGGAGGCUGUUCCUUCGGCCUAUGAAGCAGUGCAGCCGCACUGGUUUUACUGCCGGAGGGCUGACACCAAGGACUCCUGGAUGCCCUUCAGCACGGAGGACUCCCAGAAGCUGGAGCAGGCCUACAUGCUGAAUCGACACAUUUCCCCUCGAUUGGGUGAGGGUGAGUCAUGUGACCGAGGCUCUGUCUUGGGUGGCGGUUGCCCAGGUGGCUUGGGCGAGGAGGAGGAGGUGGUGGUUCCCACGGAAGGCGAGCGCUAUGACGUCAGGCUGAGGGAGAGGCGGCGCUGUGCCGUGUACUGGGAGCAGGCACCCACUGAGGUGCGUCGCUGCACGUGGUUCUACAAGGGCGACAAGGACAGCCGCUUCCUGCCGUACCCCGAGGACUUCAGCCAGAGGCUGGAGGAGGCCUACAAGAUUUCGGUCACUUUGGAUAAGUGGAAGAGGAAGCUGGAUUUUCCCACUGGGGAAAUGGUCAUCCUGCACAACCCUAAGCUUAUUAUGCAGUACCAGCCCAUCACACAGCAGGAUGAGUGGGUUUCUUCCCCCUCGGAGCAGACGCGGCCCCGCACUGUCAAGAGGGGCUUGGAGAACAUCUCUGUAGAGAUCCCAGAUGGGGAGCCGGAGAAAGUGGACCACCUGGUGUUCAUGGUGCAUGGCAUUGGUCCUGCGUGCGACCUGCGGUUCCGCAGCAUCAUCCAGUGUGUGAAUGACUUCCGCAGUGCUUCCCUAAGCCUUCUCAACACACACUUCAGGAAAGCCCAGGAAGAGCAGGCAGUCGGCAGAGUGGAAUUCCUCCCAGUGAACUGGCACAGCGCGCUGCACGGGGACGCCACGGGGGUGGAUGAGGACAUCCAGAGGAUAACGCUGCCCAGCAUCAGCCGCCUGCGGCACUUCACCAACGACACCCUCCUGGACCUCUUCUUCUACAACAGCCCCACCUACUGCCAGACCAUCGUGGACACAGUAGCAUCUGAGAUCAACCGCUUGUACCGCCUCUUCCUGCAGAGGCACCCGCAGUUUGCCGGCGCCGUGUCGGUGGCGGGACACAGCCUGGGGUCCCUCAUCCUAUUUGACCUCAUGACCAAUCAAAGAACAGGUCCAGGAGAAAGCAACGGGCUAAGGGGGAAAGUCGAUACUGAUGCCCCCCCACACGACUACAGGAGUCUUGAGGAGGCUCUAAAGAGGUUGGGCUUAGAGGAACUUAUUGCAGUCUUUAAAGCGGAACAGCUGGACCUGCAGUCUUUGGCUUUAUGCUCGGAGAAUGAUCUGAAGGAUCUGGGAAUACCUCUAGGACCACGUAAGAAGAUACUCAACUUCAUGAGCAGGAGAUGGAUAUUACAGGAUCUAAAGGCAAGAAGUCCAUUGCUGGCGUUUGGACAGCAGUCUUCCACAGAGGGAGAACAGGCCUCAUCCCCAGCUCCCCUUGAGCACCCCUUCCUGCGGCCUGUGUCCACCACCAGUGCAGUAGACUAUGAAUACUUUGAUGUGGGAAUUGGACAGCCGAAUCUGGGCAUUGCCACCGGGCAGGUGUCCAUCAACUACCCCCAGCUGGACUUCCACCCUCAGACCUUCUUUGCUUUCGGCUCCCCCAUUGGAAUGUUCCUCACGGUGCGAGGUCUCAAACGCAUCGAUCCCAGCUACAGCUUUCCAACCUGCAAGAGCUUCUUCAACAUCUAUCACCCGUUUGACCCAGUUGCCUACAGGAUGGAACCCAUGAUUGUGCCUGACAUGGAGAUCGAGCCCAUGCUGAUCCCCCACCACAAGGGCAGGAAGAGAAUGCACCUUGAGCUGAAGGAGAGUCUCACACGUAUGAGCACCGACCUCAAGAACAACGUGCUGGGCUCCCUGCGCACCGCAUGGCAGUCCUUCUCACGGCUGCCCAUCGCCGCGCUGCCCCCUGUGGGCGAGGGAGAGAGCAACACCUCAGGGCUGUCUGUACAGGAGAUGGAAGCCGGAAAAGGCACUGUCAGAAGGACAGACUGUAAGACAGACUUUUGGAAAAAAAUUAUGGAGUGGCCUAAAGUGAUUAAUUUAAGUUACUUUCAAGGUCCAAAAGUGGAGGAAGUAGAAGCAACUUCCGCUUCAGAGAGACAAACUGAGGAGCAGAACAUCGAAAUCGGGAUGCUAAAUGGCGGCCGGCGCAUCGAUUACGUGCUGCAGGAGAAACCGAUAGAGAGCUUUAAUGAGUACCUGUUUGCCAUACAGAGCCACCUCUGCUACUGGGAAUCUGAAGAUACUGCAUUGCUGGUGUUGAAGGAGAUCUAUGAAAAACUGGGAGUCGUUUUGGAACAGCCUCAGUCGUAGUAUGGAUGGAGACACCUUGGACUUAGCUGUGUUCUCGGGGAACUGGCUGUACAUUUUGCCGAAGUAAAUGCUCGCACCGAGCCUGGCUGGUAACGGCUGCUUGACGUCUGAAGCUGAAGAUCUGGAACCCAGCAGACAUCUGUUUCUCAGAUCAAUGGAAACUGAUUAAUGGGAUUCACACCAUUGACACAUUGGGUUGUGGAAUCUUCUAUGAUCAUUCUGUUAUUGGACCAUCAGCCUGUUCAAAGGGAAUGUCUGCUUGUAAGUUUAUAACCUGCCUGCAAACUUAUCUUCUUUUAAUUUAAGUUUAAAUUAUUUUUAUUGAUGUUUAUGUUGUAUAGGAUGAUAUGCUAAUUUUGCACAUCCUGGAGCUGGAGCAUGCUAACUGCCAUUGUGACUUGCCUCCAUCACUCCUGCAAAGACUGACAAAUUUCGCUGUUCCAUUAACCCAGAAAAAAAUGCAGCUCUGUUCCACUCGAUCCUUUUGUCCUGCAUUCAAAUGCACAGAAAUAUCUCAUGCCGCUAAAAAUGGUUUUCUUUGUGUUUAUGGAAGUAAGCUUAUGCUUAGCAUAAAAUAAAGUGAAUGCUAAUGAAGGGUGUUUCUAACAGUGACUGUUGUGUCUGCUACCUGUCUGUUUUACAUUAUCCAGAGAGGAAAGACAGCAGUUCCCUCCAUAUCUACCCCUCUAUUGCCAUUUGAGGACAAGAACUUGCUGCUAUGCCCCUUUGGCUGGGUGAUGAAGGAUUUUUGGCUAAUCGUGUGAGCCAUUUCACAGAGUAGCCCUUCAGAAGCACAAAGAAAACCCUUUUUUGUUUACUGUUAGGGUCUUGCUCUCUGCUGUUACAGAAUAAGACUCACCCUGAGUAGGGCGUCUAGUAACCUGCAUAACUCUUUGGGGUCUGAUUAUGCGUAAUUUUGUGUUGAUCCGAUCUGGUGCUGUGACUAUGGAGUCCGGUCAUAAACUGCUAUUCAGCUGGAGCAUUUUAACAUGGACGUUGUAGGAAUGAAUGACUGGUGUGUCCUAUUCGACUCCAUUCAGUGUAUGUGUUACAGAAGCCCGUCUCAGAGAAAAGGCCAGCCUUUGCUUUACAUUGAUGUUUGGUCUCUUCGUAUGAAACUCCAGUUGUCAUAUGCUCAGUUUACUUUUGACUGUGGUAUAUUUAUUUUCAGGAUAGGUGUAAUUUGAUGACUAUCACAUUGUACUAUAAUAAAUUUCCCAGGCAUAUCCUGUCGAACACACAUUUUUUGCCUCUUAAUUAAGGGAUGACCAAGUCCUUGAAGCCUUAUAUUUCAUACAGAUAUUAGCAAAUCAUUUUAAUUCCCAAAUUGCUUGCUCUGGAGCUACCAAAAUAAAUGAGUUCCUGUAAUGGUUGGGAUCAAACAAGUUUAAGAUUUUACAUAUAACAGAAGCACAAAGUGACUCCACAGUGGAACUGCCUCUCUAUUUCAGCAGCAACAAUGUGCACUUUAUUUUGAUUUGGAAACAAGAAAAUUAUUUUGUAUUUAUGUAUCAAACAGUAUGUUUACGUAUUGUGAAUGCCAUAAUAAACGUAACCAUAGCAUGUC
Paramormyrops kingsleyae is the source of this 4731-nucleotide messenger RNA. The record is from RefSeq and is a predicted model, not a curated record. NCBI's taxonomy places the organism in Eukaryota, Metazoa, Chordata, Actinopteri, Osteoglossiformes, Mormyridae.